ACAUCUGAGCGCCAGGACGACCCUCUGCCAAUUCUCGGGCCUCGAGCGCUUGUCCAUCACGACCCACGAGCUAUAGCUGCUACGCACCUGCGCCGACUCCUUCAUCCCCUCUUUUCUCGACAUUUGCAACUAUCAGCAUCAUGGCGUCAAAGGAGCAAACCCGGGCCACGUCUCCCUCCACUUUCUACCACGCACUUUUGCGCCCGACGGUCCUUCAGAUCCUGCGCGCUCAAGGCUAUUACAGCUGCUCUCCCACCGUCCUCGACACCAUCACCGAGCUCGCCGGCCGCUAUUUGACGAAACUGUCGCAAUCGACCGUCUUCUUUGCAGAGCAGAAUAACGAGAACCCCAACGAACCGACCCUCGUAGACGUACGCAUGGCGCUGGAGAGUUGUGGUGUGUUUGGGCCAGCCGCCGAUAGCGUGGCCGAGGAGUGGCGAAGAGAGGAAGACACCAAGGCCAUCGAGAGCUUUAUCCGCUGGGCUAAGGGCAAGAAGAAUGCCAAGAUCCGCAAGACCGCGAAUGCGCUGCAGCAAACUGGAUCGCUUGAAGCCGUGGAUGAGCCAAUGACUGACUACCUCGCUGCACUCAAGAAGAAGCACAACAAGACUGAUCAGGACUCCAAGUACGCCGGCACAGUUCUUGGCAAGGGGCUAGACUACGGCGAGAUCAUGGUCGAAGGCGGCGAGGCGGCGAGUAUCCAGGAAUGGGCCAAGAUGAUGCGGGAGCGACAACAGCGGCCUCCUGAGCCUGACUCCGACUCAAGACCUCCGAGUUCCGGCUUGAGCUCGCUGACGGAUGGCGAGAUUGACAUGAUGGACAUGUCAUAAACACCGCUGCGUUCGUAUGCGUACAAGGUGGAAAGGGCAUCGCAUGGUUUGAUGGUUGGCGAAGGCGUUUGGCGUUCUGAGAUAUCCGGCUUGGAUGCUUGUUGUCAUGGAUCGGUACACAUCUUACCGCUGUGCUUUUGGAAUUAUGGUAUGAAACGUGGCAAGUGUGGUGGCAGGCUGCUAAAAGGCC
Pseudomassariella vexata is the source of this 1020-nucleotide messenger RNA. RefSeq lists its product as uncharacterized. Lineage: Eukaryota; Fungi; Ascomycota; Sordariomycetes; Amphisphaeriales; Pseudomassariaceae. The coding region runs from base 141 to 830 and encodes 229 amino acids. The transcript has 2 exons. The record is from RefSeq and is a predicted model, not a curated record. Gene Ontology annotation, molecular function: protein heterodimerization activity.